Molecule: messenger RNA, 1731 nt
Organism: Caenorhabditis remanei
Lineage: Eukaryota; Metazoa; Nematoda; Chromadorea; Rhabditida; Rhabditidae
Exons: 9
Coding region: 1-1731 (576 amino acids)
Cellular component (GO): extracellular matrix
Molecular function (GO): protein binding
Source: RefSeq, a predicted model, not a curated record
AUGGGUCUAAAAGCCAUUCUAUUGGCGGCCGCGCUUGUGGUGACGGUCUACUCUCAGUGUCCCGCGUUAUCCGGAGCAUGCAGAUGCGCCCCAUCGGUCUACGAGCCAGUCGCAAUUAUCUGUCAGAAUGCGGGAAGUUUGCAGAACGCGAUUCAAGCGAUUCAAGCGGCCCGGGAUGUUCCGAUCGACUCCCUUACGAUCCUUGACACUGCAAUCCCAACCAUCCCAGCGAACGCGUUCCAAAGUUUCACCAUUCUCCGUCUUGUCUUGAACCGUAACACCCUUCAAAACAUCGACGAUCAGGCGUUCAACGGUCCCCUCCUUGACUCGCUCAUCGAACUCGACCUCAAUGACAACAAUCUCGGACAGAUCCCACAAACCGGUAUCCCGAGACUUCGUAAUCUGCGCAAGUUGUAUCUCAACCGUAACCGUAUCAACCAGUUGUCGUCGACUGCUUUUAAUGCGUUCGAGUCGAGAGAUUUGUUGCUGAAACUGGAGUUGGCUGGAAAUCGAUUGACCGAUGCGACACUCGGCGAUGCUACUGUUUUCAGACCAUUGACUCUUCUUCAGGAACUAUCGCUCGAAACCAACUCUCUCACCUCGAUCCCCUCGUCAGCUCUCGUCAACCAACGCAACACUCUGACCAACUUGAAUCUCGGCCUCAACUCGAUCAACGAUGUGCCCGUUGGAGCCCUCGACUUCCCAGUUCUCUCCUCCCUCUCUCUCGAAUUCAACGGGAUCACCGUUAUCGCACCACAAGCGUUCCAAGGUGUGCCCAAUCUUCAGUUCCUGUACAUGACCGGUAACAAGUUCCCGUCAUGGGCGCCAGAAAUGUUCCGUUAUAUCACCCAACUCAAGACUCUUGGUAUCGGAGAGACCCCGAUCUCGGUCAUCCCUAACAAUGCGUUCAUGCACAUCCCGAAUUUGAUCCGUCUAGAAAUGUCAGAAGCCGCUGUGGACACUAUUGAGAGAGGAGCAUUCCAAAGAACACCACAGAUUCAAGCGAUCGUUCUUAAUAAGAAUAGACUGUCUCAAGUACGCGCCGACUUUUUCGAGGGACUCACCGACCUCUACUCGAUCGAUUUGCAAGGAAACCGAAUCGACAAUGUGCAAUCAUUGGGAUUCGCCAACUUGCCAGCCAUCUCCCAUUUGGAUAUCAGUUACAACCUUCUGCAAACGAUGCCGUCUGAUGUUUUCCAAAACUCUUUCCUCCCACAACCAAAUGAUAGGAGAGUCAUCUAUGCGUGUGGAAACCCAUGGUACUGUAACAGCGAGUUGGAAUGGUUCCGAACUCUCCUCCGUGACAACUUGGACAUUGAUGUCGAGAAGCCGGGAUGUCUUGCUGUAUGCCAAUCAUCACCAAAUGGAUGCCCAGUUGAGGGAACACCACUCAGAUCCGUCGAUUUCUGUCAAAACAACGAAGAAGCACAGCCACUUGUGGGAAGAGCACUCUCAAUGGUUGGAUGGAUUAUUUUGGCGGUAAUCAUGACGAUCCUCCUGAUCUCCAUCUGCCUAUUGGCAAUGGUCCGUUACGGAAUGAGCCAUCAGAGGAAGAAGCAGAAGGACGCCGAAGUCGCCGCGGAGGAAUAUCACGCUCAGACCACAGCUACCUCCAUCUACAACGCUCCACUCUCCGUCGUCGACCGCCCGUACUCUACAGUACCACCUGUGAAUCUGGACCUCCCAGCCGCCUAUACUUUGGACGACAGGCCGAACAAUUACCUCUACUAA